UACUCUCUCACCUGUCAUCCCUACCUAUCCUUUACUCAGGUCAUGGGGAGAUCUUCUUUUGGACAUAUUUCCCAGUUUGCUGUGUGACAAGAGCAGGACCCACCUCAGCCUGAGAGAGGGCAUGCCCAGAAGACUCUUGCUGGGUAGCAGCGAAGGCCUGGACACCAGCAGGCGGCUGGCGGCUGGCCUCAGAUCUCUGGCUGAUGAAAUGUUAACAGGGAUGCCGGAAGUCCGCUCCACUCACAUGAAGAGAGACUUCAUCAUGAACAGACUACCACCAUACAGCCAGGAGAAGCUGCUUACCCCACCUGGGAAGAUGCCUGCCUUGGAGGAUACGGUGUGUUUGAGGUUUAAAGACCAUAUUGUAAUAACUGUGGAGCCCAGCCGAGAGAUAACAGAUGAGGCAGCAGUGAUGGUAGUUUUUGUCUUACAUUCUUUGAGGAACCAGAGGGAGAGCCACAUGAUGGGUGAAAAUUGUGAUGAAGAUGUGGACAUCUCCAGGGUAAGAUGCUGACUCACUGAAUCCUGU
Molecule: messenger RNA, 529 nt
Organism: Micropterus dolomieu (smallmouth bass)
Lineage: Eukaryota; Metazoa; Chordata; Actinopteri; Centrarchiformes; Centrarchidae
Product: ribosomal oxygenase 2-like
Exons: 4
Coding region: 122-514 (130 amino acids)
Source: RefSeq, a predicted model, not a curated record